Messenger RNA from Quercus lobata, 996 nucleotides. RefSeq lists its product as uncharacterized. The transcript has a single exon. Bases 1 to 996 code for a protein of 331 amino acids. The record is from RefSeq and is a predicted model, not a curated record. NCBI's taxonomy places the organism in Eukaryota, Viridiplantae, Streptophyta, Magnoliopsida, Fagales, Fagaceae.
AUGUGUGGUGAAUGGAAAGGAUUGCAAGCCUUAGUUCUUAAUGAUUGUCCUUAUGCAUACUAUGUGCAUUGCUUUGCUCAUCGGUUACAAUUAGCAUUAGUUGCUGCAUCAAGAGAGGUAAUCCCUAUCCAUGAAUUCUUCUUGAAUUUAAAUUUCAUUAUCACUACAGUUGGUUCUUCGUGUAAACGUAAUGAUGAACUAAGAGCUGCUCAAGCUGCAGAAAUUGCUAGAGUGUUAGCUAUUGAUGAACUUGAAACAGGAAUAGGAGCAAACCAAAUUGGAACUCUAAAACGGGCUGGAGAUUCUCAUUGGGGGUCUCAUUUUAAUUCUAUUUGUAGCCUAAUAAGGAUGUUUGGUCCAACUUGUUUGGUGCUUGAAAAUAUAAAGGAAGACGGGUCCACCUACUUGCAACAUGGAGAUGCAAAUGUAGCUCAUAAAAUGAUUAAUUCAUUUGAGUUUAUAUUUAGUUUACAUCUAAUGAAGGAAAUCAUGGGUAUUAAUGAUGUUCUUUGUCAAGCUUUACAACAGAAAUCUCAAGACAUCUCAAAUGCCCAAAAUUUAGUUUCAGCAACAAAGGCACUCAUCCAAAAUUUAAGAGUAGAUGGCUGGGAUAAUUUUCUUGAGAAUGUCAUAGGAUUCUCCAAAAUAUUUGAAAUUGAUAUUCCAGAUCUAAGUGCUCAAUAUGUUGAAGGUAGAAGUUGUAAGAAAAGGGAUCAUUUUACAGUGGAGCAUCAUUAUCAUUUUGAUAUAUUUAAUGCUACAAUAGAUGUUCAACUGCAAGAGCUUGACAAUAGGUUUGGUGAACAACCAAUAAAACUCUUGACACUUUGCUCUGCUUUGGAUCCAAAGGAUGCUUACAAAUCCUUUAAUGUGGAUGAUAUAUGUCGUCUUGUUGAGAAAUAUUAUCCUCUUGAUUUUUCUGAGCGUGAUAGGAUUGGUUUGAAAAUUCAAUUGAAGCUAUUUGAGCAUGAUGUGCAAAAUCAUUUGAAGUUUUAG